Messenger RNA from Hyposmocoma kahamanoa, 919 nucleotides. RefSeq names its product cuticle protein 3-like. The transcript is spliced from 4 exons. NCBI's taxonomy places the organism in Eukaryota, Metazoa, Arthropoda, Insecta, Lepidoptera, Cosmopterigidae. Gene Ontology annotation, cellular component: chitin-based extracellular matrix. The record is from RefSeq and is a predicted model, not a curated record. Gene Ontology annotation, molecular function: structural constituent of chitin-based larval cuticle. The coding region runs from base 23 to 541 and encodes 172 amino acids.
UCCGAACAACCACAUCUCAACCAUGAAACUGUUCCUGAUCUCCGCCUUCUUCGGCCUGGCCGCUGCCGCCGGCUUCAACAACCAAUAUCCUGAGCAAUCCAAUAGGCCCCAAGCUGCUUAUGAGAGAAACGCAAGGAUCCUGGCCCUUGACGCUGACGUCAAGGAAGAUUCCUUCAGAUACAACUAUGAAACUGAGAACGGUAUCAAGGCUGAGGAACAGGGUCAUGAGGCUGACGGCAUCGAAGCCCAGGGUGGUUUCCAAUACACCGGUGACGAUGGUCAGGUUUAUUCCAUCAGUUACGCUGCUGGUCAGGGUGGCUUCCAGCCGCAAGGAGCUCAUAUUCCCACUGCGCCUCCUACUCCCGAGGCUAUUCUGAAAGCUCUAGAACAAAAUGCUAGGGAUGAGGCUGCUGGCAUCAUAGAUGAUGGUCAAUACAACCCAGGCAAAUACGGUGACGCUCCAGCAGCCGGUGGUUUCCAGCAGAACCAAUACAGAGCUCAGGCUUCGGCUGGAUUCAGACAAAACUACAACAAGUACUAAAUGUAAUACUAUUUUCUAACGUAGUAUUUUACGUUACCAACAUAUCGCAAUAAACACGUAAGAUACGUUUCCAUUUUUUUUUAAUCUCGAUAAUGCCUUACAUUUAAGAUUUAUUUCUUUCAAUUUCGAUGGGAAAAACGUUUUGUUAAACUUCUCUAUUAUUGAAAAAUGAUUGCGUGUCGUUUUAAUUUGUACCCAUUUGACCGAAAGUUUGUGUAGUAAAGAAUUUGAAGACAAUAUAACAAGCGUUUUCAAACACAGAAAUAAAACGUAAUUGUCUUCGAUUAAUGAAAUUAGAAAACAAACAUACAAUACUCAUAAGACAAGGGACUUACAUUUUAAACAGUUGCAUUGGCCUUAAGAGCUUAGUCACCAACA